Messenger RNA from Diachasma alloeum, 3203 nucleotides. RefSeq names its product histone lysine demethylase PHF8. Gene Ontology annotation, molecular function: histone demethylase activity; transcription coregulator activity. The transcript has 8 exons. Gene Ontology annotation, biological process: protein demethylation; regulation of transcription by RNA polymerase II. Bases 94 to 2850 code for a protein of 918 amino acids. Lineage: Eukaryota; Metazoa; Arthropoda; Insecta; Hymenoptera; Braconidae. The record is from RefSeq and is a predicted model, not a curated record.
GUGCCCGCCCCAGCCACCUCAAACGCAUCGAUCACGUUCCACACUCAAAAUACUCUCAAAUCCGAACUUGAAAAACUUGACAAUUAUUCAAAAAUGGAAGACGUCAAACUUGAAAUUAUAGAUGAAGCCACCGCCGAUUGUCUUUGCGGUCAUUCCUACGACAGUGAACAGUUCAUGAUACAGUGUGAUGUCUGUAAAAAGUGGUAUCACGGAGUGUGUGUGUCCGUUAAGGAAUACAUGUCGACAGAUCUGGAUAAAUAUCACUGUCCACGCUGUGAUGUUACUCAUGGGCCUUCCCAUUCAAAAACAAGAAUGAACUGGCAUCGCCACGAGUACUCGGAGCCGGACGCCGACGCGAAACCAGUGCAAACAGGCACCCCAGUGUUCAUCCGCGAGCUCAAGUCCCGGCAUUUCCCAAAAGCCGACGAGAUAGUAAAGAACGUCAGAGGCCAGCAACUCACCCUGCAGUACCUCGAGGCAAACGGUUUCGAGACCCCCUUCAUAAUAGACGGAAAGGACGGUCUCGACAUGACAGUUCCCCCUCCCAACUUCAGUGUCUACGACGUCGCGAGCUACGUAGGGGGUGACCGAGAGAUGGACGUCAUCGACGUGACCCACCAGAACAACAUCCGCAUGAAAUUACGUGACUUCGUCGAGUACUACAACGACCCAGGUAGAACGAGAGUCUUCAACGUCAUCAGUCUGGAGUUUACAGACACUCCACUGUCGCAGAUGGUGGAGGCCCCUUACAUUGCUCGUAAAUUGGACUGGGUGAAUUCGGUCUGGCCUCGAGAGAUGGCAGACGACAACGAGUUCAAACGUCCUGAGGUCCAGAAGUACUGUCUCAUGGGGGUCAAGGACAGCUACACAGACUUCCACAUAGACUUCGGUGGCACCUCAGUGUGGUACCACGUGCUGAGGGGUGAGAAAGUAUUUUACCUAAUAAAACCCACCCCAGCCAAUAUCCAGUUGUAUCAGCAGUGGAUGAGCAGUUCGAGCCAGAGCGAAACGUUCUUCGGGGACCAGGCUGACGCCUGCUACAAGUGUGUCCUGAAGGAGGGCCAGACUAUGAUGAUACCCACCGGCUGGAUUCAUGCCGUCCUCACGCCGGUCGACUCCCUCGUCUUCGGUGGGAAUUUCGUUCACAGCUUAAACAUUCCCAUGCAGAUACAGAUUUACGAGCUCGAGAGGAAGAUGAAGACACCUGCUAAGUACCAGUAUCCAGGCUUCGAAACCAUCAACUGGCUGGCGGCAAGGAAACUCCUGAAGGAAUUGAAGGAUCUCAAUCACGAUGGGAAAAAGUGCCCAGAGUACUUUCUCCAGGGGGUGAAGGCACUCCUGGCUAUUUUGAAGCAGUGGAAUACUGAUAAGGAUUAUAAUACUGUGAGUAGAAGUCAAAUCCCUCGGAUUAUCAACAGCCAGAAAUUGUUGAAAGAGCUUAGCAAGGAGAUUCGCCAUGCCGAGAGGUAUUUAAUGACUCUGAAUCCACCCAAACCAGAGCGUGAGAGCAAGAGGAAAAAACGAAAACCUGUGAAUAAGGAUUUUGUGGAUUUUGAAGCCGCUGAGAAGCUCACGGAAAACGCAUUUAAAGCUAAGAUUGGAAAAGUUGAGAGGGUUGAUCCAGAGAUCGAGCCUUUGAACUCGCCCAUUAAAACCUGCAUCAAAUUAACACUUCCUAAAAACAUCAUCAAUUUACACAGCAGUGGAAAGACAGAUCUCAAAAGUUUGGACAAGAGAAAACACGAGGGCAUCAGUCUAUUAUCGAAACCUGGGAAGCAGAGCCCCACUGUCAUAAGGUUCAAACUGGGGGACAAUGAGGUUGUUAGAAGUACUAAUGAGAAGGUCAAUGUCUACGGAAAUUUCGCGAUUGAUUCGUCGAUCGAAACGAGGAAGGAGUUCACGUGGAAGCAGACGUCGAUCUACGAUUUUCAUGAUGGCAGCAAUGAGAGCGAUCAUGGAGGGGGUUUCACCAUCGAUGAGGCGCCGAAGAAGAAGAAAUCUUCGAAAUCUGGGGGGAAUAAGAAGAGUAAGAAGGUGGAGCAGAUGCAGGUGGUGGAUGAUGCACCGAAGAAUGGGAUUGAGGAGUUGCUGAAGGCUUCUGCCUAUGCACUUCCUUCCUCUGGGUCGAGGAUUGAAACUGGGAUUCCCACGAUGCCGACGCAGACGCAGAUUGGUUCUGGCAGGGCAUCACCAUCGACGCGUGAGGCCAUUGCGGGAAUGCUGUCGUUCAGCGAGCAGUGUUACUCGACUCAGACUGGUACCUCGAAAAAGUCGAGUGCUAAGCCUCGAACAGUUGAGUAUCACGAGGAUGAGGACGACCAGUCGAUCGAGAAUAUUGAUAAGGUCCAUCAAGACGACGAUUUCAUUUAUCCAGCUUUAGAUGCCUCUGACGACGAGGAAUACAUAUUCAAGCCUCGGGGGAAACGACGUGUUGACGAGGCUUGGAAUCCGAAAGCACGUGUUGGUCCUCUUUUACCUAAGACUAAUCGACCUGCUCGAGAGGGAGCCAAGAAGACUUCAGUGGAAAAGGGAUUGGAAGCUGCUGCUGCUAAAAGAGCUAAACUUGCUACAACGUCGAAGCGCAUUUCAAAAAAGCAGAAGAAGGAAAUGAAAGCAUCUGCCAAGGCGGUAGUUAAACCAACAGGUUCAGUGCAGUCAACGACUAUCAGUGAAAUACCACCGUCAUCUGUAAUUAGUUACAGCUCUAUUCUAACCAGUCCCAACAGACUGAAGGACGUGAAGGCGAAACUAGCAGCGCCUGUUCCCAUUGAACGCAAACCGAGGAAGGGCAUGAAAACAGCCAAGCAGCGCCUGGGAAAAAUUCUAAAACUUCACAAAAUGAUGCACUGAGUCACGGAAUCAUCCAUCCAUCUUCAUGUACAUUGUACAUUACUGUAAAUACUGUACACACUGAUGAGUUUUUACGAUUUUUUUUUCAUACAGCAGUGAAUAGAAAACGUUCAGGCCUAUUUCGAAUGAGAUUCGAUGGUGUGGACGCCCAGUGUUUAUUAUUAUUUUGAUUUUAUUUAUGCGGACUCUGUUUCUCGGUUUUUUUACAAUCGUUUGACGAACUAUUGUCACGUUGACCAUUCAGUAUUAAUGAGAACAUCUUUAGUUUUAUUUUAGUGAUUUAUAGGUAUGAAUGUAUCAUGUGUAUCACAGCUUAUUGUCCAAUUUUAUUAUUAAAUGUUUUUUACUGAUCA